UCUGAGAUAUCGGCCGAGCCUCUUUUUCACAUGAGACAGGAGGAAAAUGGCGGAAGGUGGUCCUCCUGACUGUGCAAAUCAAAAGAAAGAGAUCGAUAACUUACUGAAAACUGUACUAAAGAAGGGUGAUACCUGGUAUUUAGUGGAUACCAAGUGGUUAAAGCAAUGGAAAAAAUAUGUCGGAUUUGAUAGCUGGGACUCCUAUAGCGCUGGAGAUCAAAGUGCUAAUCCCGGCCCUAUUGACAACAAGACAUUAUUCAAAGAGGAUAUGUGUACAUUGAAAGAGCAUCUGAUUGAUGAACUUGAUUAUGUCUUACUACCUACUGAAGGAUGGAAUAAACUUGUAUCUUGGUAUGGAACUGUUGAAGGACAGGAACCGAUUGCUCGCAAGGUCAUUGAGCAGGGAAUGUUUGUGAAACACUGUAAAGUAGAGGUUUACUUGAUAGAUCUUAAACUCUGCCAUAAUUCUGACCUGGAAGAUGUUCACACAAAACAAUUUAGUCGAGCUGUUACAAUAGAUCAAAUUGAGAAAGAAAUGAGGAAACUGUUCAACAUAGCUGAUGACAAAGAUACUCGCUUAUGGAAUCGUUAUAUGUGUAAUACAUAUGAACAUCUCAGUAAAACAGACAACACAAUUCAAGAUGCUGGAUUAUAUCAGGGACAGUUAAUCCUAAUUGAACCCCAAAAUGAAGAUGGAACUUGGCCACGACAGGCUAAAAGUACCAGUUCUUACAAUGCUAGCAGUACCCCUAUUGAAAGACAGCCUUAUAUAUCUACAAGGUCUUCUGCAUAUAGCUACAGCCCCCAUGAUGGAAAUUAUAGCUCGUAUGGGUGCUACAACAAUGAAUCUGGUCGAUCGCAAGCGGUGCCUGGUCUCUGUGGAUUGUCUAAUCUUGGGAACACGUGUUUUAUGAAUUCUGCCCUUCAGUGUAUGAGUAAUGUCUCCUCUCUUACUAAUUACUUCCUUGAAGAAAAGUGGAACGAUGAGCUCAAUGAAGACAACCCUCUCGGUAUGCAGGGAGAAAUUGCAAGGACCUACGCUGAACUUGCUAAGUUAAUGUGGUCGGGCAGAUACACCUACACAGUCCCAAGAAAUUUCAAAAUAGCUGUUGGUAAAUUUGCUCCUCAGUUCUCUGGUUUCCAGCAGCAAGAUUCCCAAGAAUUAAUGGCCUUUCUUUUAGAUGGGCUUCAUGAGGAUCUGAAUCGAAUUCGCAAGAAGCCUUACAUAGAGUUAAAGGAUGCUGAAAACCGACCAGAUAAAGAAGUCGCCGAAGAAGCUUGGGGAAAUUACCGCAAAAGAAACGAUUCAGUGAUUGUUGAUACAUUUCAUGGUUUGUUGAAGUCCACUUUAGUUUGUCCACAAUGUUCCAAAGUCUCUGUAACAUUUGACCCAUUUUGUUACCUUUCAUUGCCUUUACCCAUCAAGAAAGAACGGCAGAUGGAGGUGUUUUGGGUCCCCUUAGAUCCUGCCAAACACCCUGUUCAGUACAAACUAACUGUUCCAAAAUUGGGCACUGUCUCAGAUUUGUGUUCUGCCUUAUCUAAAUAUGUGAAUAAACCAGCAGAUCAGAUGAUUGUCACUGAUGUCUAUAGUCAUAAAUUUCAUAAGAUCUAUUCAAAAGAAGAUGGAUUGAGUCCGAUUACAGACAGGGAUGAUAUUUUCAUAUACGAAGUUCCUCUAAUGGAUGACCAUAUAGUUAUUUUACCAAUCUACAUGAGAGAGAAAAAAGUGAAAGUGGCUUACAAUGAUACUCCUAUAACAUCAUACAGUUUAUUCGGUCAGCCGUUACUUCUUCCAGUUCCCAGAAAACAUUGUACCUAUGAAAUCCUUUAUAAUUUAGUUUUAAAUAGAAUAUCACGUUAUGUGAAAGUUCCUGAUGAAUCUGAGAAAUGGUGGAUAGACGACGAUGUGAAGAAUCGGUCAGAUGAAGAUGAUGAACUGGAGGAAGACUUAGAUAAUUUGGAUGUUGUACCAAAGCCUCUCUACAGUGUGAAUGGGGAAAACAAUUCUCAAAUGGAGGAAAUGGACGAUAGUUGUGACUCUCCCUUAGAAGAAAGUCCCAAAGGAAAUCUUCCCUACAGCAGCAACCUCAACUGUACAGAUACCUCAACUACAUUGACUAACAACUUAAAUAACAGUGUUGGUCCUGCUAGUAGCUCCACUACCAACAGCAAUAUAACAGCAACCAGUGGGAAAUCGAAGACAGAACUAAAGCAAUCAUGUGAAGACAACAUCAAUACAGAUAUUGAAACCGAAGAAAAUGAAAACCAGCCACCACAUCGUCUCUUCCGGUUUACGCCCGUCAAUUCUUAUGGAACAGCAGCAGUUGAUAAUCGAAUGGAUGAAAGUGGAAAGCCGUUGGAAUUAACAUCACAAACCUAUAUUGCUAUAGACUGGGAUAUGAAAGCCAAAAUGAAAUUUUACAGUGAAUCUGUAGCAGAGACAAUUGAUAUUCAUGAAUCGAUGCGCCAGAAGAACACUAUGAAGAAGCAGACCAUUCAGUUGAAUGAAUGUUUGGAAUUAUUUACAACAAAGGAAAAACUCGGCGCUGAUGAUCCCUGGUAUUGUCCUCAGUGUAAGAAACAUCAGCAGGCCACGAAAAAGUUCGAUCUCUGGUCUUUACCCAACAUCUUAGUUAUACACUUGAAACGGUUUUCUUACAAUCGAUAUUGGCGAGACAAAAUAGAUACGCUUGUUGAAUUCCCCACUUGUAACUUGAAUCUGAAGAAAUACAUAAUCAACAACAACCAUGGUCCUGCUACUUAUGAUUUAAUAUCUGUGAGUAACCACUAUGGUGGAAUGGGUGGUGGUCACUAUACGGCAUUUGCCAAAAACAAAGAUGAUAAGGAAUGGUAUUAUUUUGAUGACUCAACUGUAUCAGCUUCUUCUGAGGAUGCUGUUGUGACAAAGGCUGCCUAUGUACUUGUGUAUCAAAGACAAGGCAUCCCUGAUCCAUCUCAGAAGAAACGGUCCAAGAUGAAUAAUGCUACCUGUUCUUCCUUAGCCGGAGGAAGUGGCCAAGCUGCUGCUGCUGUCACUGCCGCUGCUGCUGCCACCACUGCUGCUGCUGUCGGUGCUCCGCCGCCUUCUUUCCCACAGACUGAGUCACAAGAUAGAAACACAAAUGGUAUUGAAGAUACCGAUGAUGAUGACGAUGAUGAUGAUGAAGCUAUGGACAUAAAUUAAGACUGGGUUUUU
Octopus bimaculoides (California two-spot octopus) is the source of this 3199-nucleotide messenger RNA. Its product is annotated as ubiquitin carboxyl-terminal hydrolase 15. The record is from RefSeq and is a predicted model, not a curated record. NCBI's taxonomy places the organism in Eukaryota, Metazoa, Mollusca, Cephalopoda, Octopoda, Octopodidae. Gene Ontology annotation, molecular function: cysteine-type deubiquitinase activity. Gene Ontology annotation, biological process: protein deubiquitination.